Carassius auratus (goldfish) is the source of this 3452-nucleotide messenger RNA. RefSeq names its product muscarinic acetylcholine receptor M3-like. The transcript is spliced from 3 exons. Gene Ontology annotation, cellular component: dendrite; synapse; plasma membrane. Gene Ontology annotation, molecular function: G protein-coupled acetylcholine receptor activity; G protein-coupled serotonin receptor activity. Gene Ontology annotation, biological process: G protein-coupled receptor signaling pathway, coupled to cyclic nucleotide second messenger; adenylate cyclase-inhibiting G protein-coupled acetylcholine receptor signaling pathway; regulation of smooth muscle contraction. The record is from RefSeq and is a predicted model, not a curated record. NCBI's taxonomy places the organism in Eukaryota, Metazoa, Chordata, Actinopteri, Cypriniformes, Cyprinidae. The coding region runs from base 191 to 1708 and encodes 505 amino acids.
UCACUGCGCGUCACGGACCAAGAGCCCCGCCCCGCGGCGCGAAUCCAUCAUCAGACGCGGCGUGAGCUCGGAGUGAUGAGGAGCAGAUGAAGAUGAUGAAGAUGAUGAAGAUGAUGAAGCUGAGCUCGGAGGAUGUGCAUCAGCUGGACUCAGAUCGGCUCGGCUUGGACUCGGAGAAGAGUAUGUCACCAUGAACCUGACGCUGAGCGCCGAGCCCGGAUCAUUCCUGACCAACAGCUCUCCAGGGAUGCGGGCCAAUCCCGUCACAGCGUUCGUACCAUGUGACGUUAAGACCGUCAACGAUUCGCUCCUCAUGAGGGGCUCCAAUCUGACCGUCAAUGCCACUCUGGAGUCACCAGAAUCGCUCGGUGGACACAACAUCUGGCAGAUCGUGAUGAUCGUGUUCCUGUGCGGCUCGCUGUCCUUAGUCACCAUCACCGGCAACAUCCUGGUCCUGGUGUCCUUUAAAGUCAACAAGCAGCUGAAGACGGUGAAUAACUAUUAUUUGCUCAGCCUGGCGUUCGCAGACCUCAUCAUCGGCGUGCUUUCGAUGAACCUCUACACUACGUAUAUAAUCAUGGACCACUGGGCGCUGGGGAACUGGGCGUGCGAUCUGUGGCUAGCGGUCGAUUACGUCGCUAGCAAUGCUUCAGUGAUGAACCUGCUGGUCAUCAGCUUCGACAGGUUCUUCUCCGUCACUCGUCCGCUGACAUACAGAGCCAAACGCACCACGAAGAGAGCCAUGACCAUGAUCGGACUCGCCUGGUCCAUUUCCUUCAUCCUCUGGGCACCAGCUAUCCUCUUCUGGCAGUAUUUCGUCGGGGAGCGGACGGUUCCUCCGGGAGAAUGCUACAUCCAGUUCCUCUCGGAGCCGAUCACCACUUUCUGCACAGCCAUCGCUGCUUUCUAUCUGCCUGUCACCAUCAUGACCGUCCUCUACUGGCGGAUCUACAAGGAGACGGAGAACCGCUCCAAAGAGCUGGCUGGACUCAAGGGUUCGGGGAACCAAGGGAGUCCGGAGGAAUCCCUGCAAAAAUGUGUGGGGAAUCGGAGAAGCUCACGCGGUCACAGCAGUAGUGAGCUCCACCAGAGAAACUCAGGGAGAUGUUUGUGGUUCUGGCCGUUGAGUCGGAAAGCUCGGAAGAGUCCCGGCAGCGAGACGGACCGCAUUAGCAGCGAUAGCUGGAAUAAUAACGAAACGGCCGUGUCCGUCGACCAGUCGGAUGAUGAGGAGGAGGAAGAUGGAGAAGCCGUGUACUCCAUCUCCGAGAACCUCCACCAAGACGCAAGACCUUCCAGAAAGGGAUUGGACCCCACAGCAUCCAAAGAUCAACCCAACACCAGCGACGGCAAACGCUUCGCCUGCAAGGCCAAGACGCAGGUCAACAAGCGCAAGAAGAUCUCUCUGGUGAAAGAGAAGAAAGCGGCGCAGACGCUGAGCGCCAUCCUCCUGGCCUUCAUCAUCACGUGGACGCCGUACAACAUCAUGGUCCUGGUGAACACCUUCUGUGACGAGUGCAUCCCCGAGACGCUGUGGGCUCUGGGAUACUGGCUGUGUUACGUCAACAGCACGGUUAACCCCAUGUGUUACGCGCUCUGCAACAAGACCUUCCGCUCCACCUUCAGAUCCAUCCUGCUGUGUCAGUGGAGUCAGAACAACCCCAACCAGCCUCGGCUCCAGCAGAGACACGGUCCCACCCAGAACUAGAGGAACCGUGUCCUGUUCAGAUUAGCCCGGGGCAACGAUUAAUCACGAUUCAUUUGUACAUGAUAUGUGUGUAUAUUUAUACACAUACACACAUGAAUGUAUUUAAGCAAAAGAUGUUUUUUACAUAUUAAAUAUAUUUAUAUAUAUAUAGUAUAAAUAAUAUGAAUAUGUGCAUGUAAAUAUUUUCAAACUGUUUGUGUGUGUCUUUAUAUAUACAUAUUGUGCAUGCACCGUACACACACAUCUGUGUCUCUGGAGCAACUUUAUUUUUGAUUAGUAAUAUGCAUUGCUAAGAACUUAAUUUGAACAACUUUAAAGAUGAUUUUCUGAUAAUGAUUAAUGAUUGCCCAGCAGUAGUUUAUCGUGCCUCUGUGGAUUGUGUGAAGCGUCUGCUGCACCCUGUACAGAUAUAAUUAUGCAAAACAGAUGUUUUCCUUCCUGUGUUGAUGUAUUUCUUCUGAAACAGAGAGUGGUGCGGGACGUGCAGUGUGUAAGGGCUCAUGUUUUUUUUAACCCUCUGGUGUUGGUCAUUUAGACACUAAUUUUUUUUCUAAUAGAUGUAAAAAAAUCACUACUUCAUUGGAAACUGUGGCUUCUGUGGCAGUUGCUAUGUUACCCCCCCACCUCCCAAAAAAAAAGCCAUGGACUUGAUUUGAAAAAAUUAAAUGGUCGUAAAAACAAUACAAAGAUGUUUUUGUACAAUCUAUAAAUCAGCCACAAAGCAGAAAAUAAGUGCAGAGCAGUAAAGGGGUGACAGACAGAACCUAAUGAUGCCUGAAAACACUGCUCAGUGACUAAGGAUUGCACAGCUCUGAUUAUAAAAGGUUAUACUGGCAUCUAAUGACCUCAAUUCAAUGGACUUUAAAUACUUUUGCUCUGUUUUUUACUUAAAUACUGCAUUAACUGAAAGAAUAUAUCAUUAUUUUAUUUUUUUAAUCAUAUUUACAGUAAAUAGUCCAUAAUUUAGAUAUGUAUAUUAAUUAGUAACAUGAAACACACUCAAAAUACAAAAUAUUAGAGAACAAUAUUCAGUAUAUUCAUUUUGAAAAAACAGUUUUCUACACAGUUUUGGCCUCCGAAGGAACAACAACAGAGGGUUAAAUCAAUCACUUUGUCCAACCCUACAUUAUUUCUCUCAGGUUGGUUAUAAUGUACAUACAAUACAUUUUAUUUGGACUUUAAUUCAAUGCUAAAGGAAGAUUUCACCCAACAAUGUUCAUUCUGUCCUCAUUAACAUACAUUUACCCUCAAAGCUUUCUGUCUUCUGCUGAACACGAAAGAAGAUAUUCUGAAGAAAGUUAAGAACCAAAACAUACAGCAGCUGCUCGCCAUUGACCUCGGCAGUAUGAAGAAAAUACUACAGCGAAAAUACUAACCCUAUUCACGUUCUCUGAUCUGAUUUCUGUGUUUCACUGGGUUGUGUGUGGAUGUUUUGUGAUGCUCAAACUUCUCUGUGAUUUUGUACUUUCAGCUUUUAACUGUUUUAUUGCAGAAAUGAACUUCUACUGCGUUGGAUGUCGCACUCAUGAAUGUUUUAAAAAUGUAUUUCCACUUUAAGUCAAGUGCACACUACAAAACCUAAGCACUUCAUGUUUUUAGGGUAACACUUUAUUCCAAGUCCACUUUUGACCUUCUAGUAAAAACAAGUAUCUUUGCAACUACAUAUGCUGACAUUAAAGAACAGAAUAUAUUUUUUUUACGCCAACAGUAAUCUAAAAGUAAUAAAUGUGUAAUCAAAUAUGAA